Messenger RNA from Nicotiana attenuata, 2719 nucleotides. RefSeq lists its product as uncharacterized. Bases 205 to 1224 code for a protein of 339 amino acids. The record is from RefSeq and is a predicted model, not a curated record. Gene Ontology annotation, molecular function: zinc ion binding. The transcript is spliced from 7 exons. Lineage: Eukaryota; Viridiplantae; Streptophyta; Magnoliopsida; Solanales; Solanaceae.
AGUGGUGGACCAACACCACCCCCCUAAACAAUUAAGUAGUAUGUAACUUUGAUUCUCAGUCUUAUCCCAAACAAACAACCAGUCCACUGUCUCAGUCCAUUCUUCUUACUCUUUCUUAGUACCCUUCAUUUGGGGAAUUAGGGGUCUUAUAGAAUCUCCAUAGAUAUCUUUAAUCCUCUCUAUGUAAAGUAAUAAUUAUAGAGAAUGGAUGCACCUAGACGAACAGACGCAGUAUCUACAUCAAUUUCAGAUAAUGGUCCUCCUCCUGCUUCUCCAAGUACAUCACAGGCUGAUUUUCAGACAACGGAAUCCUCUAGUAUGGUUGCCGGUUUGGGCCCAAGCAUGAAACGAGCAGAUCUUUCCCUUCAAAUACCUCCAAAACAUGCAGGUUUUGGAACUGGAAUUGGCAGAAAGUAUUCGCCCCAUUCACCAGGUCCUAGAGGAGGUUUUCUUCGGGCUUUGAGCUUUAAGAAGAAAGUUGCUUCAUCUGACGGUGAGAGAAGCUCUCUCCUCAGUUCAGAUCAUAAGGUAGUUCCAGGAAGCCCACUUUCAGCGCACUUCUCCUCCUACAAUUGGCAAAAAUGUACCUCUUUACCUGUGACCCCUGCUUCAAAUUCAUCUCCAUCAGUUUCCACGCCUAUUUCGGCUAGGACACAUGGUGAACAACAAAAGUCACAUUCAUCGCGGAUUGGGGCAUCCAAAGCUAGCAUGUCAAGGUCUCUUUCUGUGCCUGGGAGAAAUUUUGUCAUUGUUAGAUCAAUGUCCUUUGCUACCCAUGAAGAGCAUGUUCCAGAUACUGGAGAUGAAAUUACUCCUGCUCCUGAGAAUGAGGAUAGGGAAAUCCCUGAAGAGGAAGCAGUUUGUAGGAUCUGUCUGGAUGCAUGUGAUGAAGGCAAUACGUUCCAAAUGGAGUGCAGCUGCAAAGGUGACCUAAGACUUGUUCAUGAGGACUGUGCGAUCAAGUGGUUUAGCAUGAAAGGGAACAAAACUUGUGAUGUUUGUCGACAGGAAGUUUCUAAUUUACCUGUGACUUUGCUUCGGGUCCCAAGUACUAGUCAACGAGAUAACAGACAGGACAACAACUCUAGAAGAAUAAGUGCUUGGCAGGACUUUGUGGUGCUUGUUUUGAUCAGCACAAUAUGCUAUUUCUUCUUCCUUGAGCAGUUACUGGUAACUGAGGGGGCAGAAGAGGCAAACUUCCUAUCUCUUAACCUGUACGGAUGACACCAGAGUUCGAGAAUUGUAAGAAGUUUGAGUAAGAGGAGAGGCAGUCAAGAACCUUCUUAGAUGAUUGCAUAUUAUGCAGACACAUUCUCAAAAAUGGAGAUGAUUGAAUAAGUGGAGAUAGCAUAGUAGUAAGAUUCUCUAGCUCCAACCAUGAGGUCUGGUUUUCGAGUUAGUGAGGGAGCAAAGUGGGUAAAACCAUUGCUUGGUUCCUAUUGGAUUGAGGUUUACCGUAUCCAAGAAAAAGAGAGAGGAUUGUGAAGCACAGUUGGCUGACAUGGUGCCUCUUAAUAAAGCAUGGCCCAUAAUAUUUUUAUUUUAUUUCUUUAUUUAUUUAUAAUAAGCUCCCACUGAGCCUGGUUGGGAUGGAUGAAUGAUGGAAACUUGUAUUUCUAUUCAAGGUCCCUUUAGAACAUAAGGCAGCCCAGGUCUCUGUCUGCAUCUUGUUAUUCCACUGUGCUAUUUCAUUCUGUCACGCCUCAAGAGCUAUGAUGCUAGGUCCUCUGUCCUAAGAAAUAAUUGAGCUCGGAUUUUUGAAUAGCUCGAAAAUGAAAAAUUACAGCAGAAUAUAUUCUAGACGAGUAAAGCAAAGUGCAACUAUGUGGCAUUUCUUUCGUUUUCCCCAACUUGGUUCCAUAAUGUUGGAAAAGCUUAAGAUGUCCAACAGUUCCUCUAUCUCAGUGUUGUCUAUUCUUCCCUUGUGAUGCAUUCCAAAGCAAUAAUUUUUCUCCAAUAUAUCGUCUCUGCAUAAUUGUUUUGUUGCCUCAGAAAUUAGACCAUUAUCUUGGUCCUUUUAUGUAACAUUUCAUUACAGUUUAAACUACUAAACAUAAUAAAAUUGAGCAUAAUUUUCCAUUGUACUCUUUCAUUUGGUUAGUUGUCUAAUAAACACCUUGCUUAGAAAGCAAAAAAAGGUCAUAAAGUUUUAUAAAACAAUAAUUUGAAGAAUUGAUUACUUUUCCUUUCUCAAUUAAAAACAUUAGUGCGUGUGCGCACCUGCUGUCAGCUGCACUUUGAUGUCAGCAUUGGAAUGGAAUGCACAUCCAUCAGCUUUUAUAUCUUUUGCCAACUCUUAAGUAGAAAGGUGGAGUUUGAUGACGCCAACUACGUGGAAUAUUAUCCAUCAACUUUUAUAUCUUUUGCCAACUCUCAAGUAGAAAGGUGGAAUUUGAUGAAGCCAACUACGUGGAAUAUUAUCCAUCAACUUUUAUAUCUUUUUCCAAGUCUUAAGUAGAAAGGUGGAAUUUGAUGACACCAACUACGUGGAAUCUUAUCUUUUUAUUUUAUUAUUUGUGGAAUUCGGAAACAACCUCUCUACCUUCACAAAGGUAGGUGUACGAUACUACCUGUGGGAUUUCACUGGUUAUGUUAUUAUUGUUGUUGUUGGAAUUCAUAUUUAAAGUCAGUCUCUUGAAGGUUCAUGACAUGAAAACUCAGGCGCUUGUGAUUGCUGCACCACUUGCGUUCACACUAGGUCUUUUGGCAUCUAUUUUUG